Molecule: messenger RNA, 1462 nt
Organism: Columba livia (rock pigeon)
Lineage: Eukaryota; Metazoa; Chordata; Aves; Columbiformes; Columbidae
Gene: SPOUT1
Product: SPOUT domain containing methyltransferase 1
Exons: 12
Coding region: 67-1200 (377 amino acids)
Biological process (GO): miRNA processing; maintenance of centrosome location
Cellular component (GO): spindle pole centrosome; mitotic spindle; kinetochore
Molecular function (GO): miRNA binding
Source: RefSeq, a predicted model, not a curated record
CGGGCCCCUGCGCUCUCCAGCCAAUUACCUCCCGGCGGGGGCGUGGCCGCGGCACGUGGGCGGAAGAUGGCGGACGGCGGCGCGGCCAAGCGGCCCAAGGCGCUGCAGGCUCCGGACAGGAAGGUGGACUGGCGGCGCUGGAAGCAGGAGAGGAAAGCCGAGAAGAAGAAAUGGAAGGAGAUGAAGCUCCUGAAGAAACUGGAGAAGCAGCGGAUGCAGGAGCUGGAGGAACAACAGGCAGAGAAGCAGGAGGAGCAGAAGGAGGAUAAAGGGCGGCACCACACGCUGAGCGUGGCCCUGCCGGGCUCCAUCCUCAACAACGCCCAGUCGCCGGAGCUGCGCACGUACCUCGCCGGACAGAUCGCUCGCGCCUGUGCCAUCUUCUGCGUGGACGAGAUCGUAGUGUUUGACGAGCACGGAGAAGACGUAAAGACUGUGGAGGGGGACUUUGAAGGAAUCGGGAGGAGAGGCAAGGCUUGCGUGCAGCUGGCUCGGAUCCUGCAGUACUUGGAGUGCCCUCAGUACUUAAGGAAAUCCUUUUUCCCAAAACACGAGGAUCUGCAGUUUGCAGGGCUGCUCAACCCCCUGGACAGCCCCCACCACAUGCGGGUGGACGAGGAUUCGGAGUACCGAGAAGGUGUAGUGUUGGACCGGCCGACUAAGCCAGGCAGGGGCUCUUUUGUUAACUGUGGGAUGAGGAAGGAGGUGCAGAUCGACAGGCAGCUGAACCCCGGUCUGCGAGUCACCGUGCGCCUGGAGGAGCCCCAGAAGCCAGAAGCCAAAGUGCGGAAAGGCACCGUGGUGUCCUCGCACCACCCUCGGACGGUGUCAGGCUUGUACUGGGGCUACAGCGUCCGCCUCGCCUCCUGCUUGAGCGCUGUCUUUUCAGAGUGCCCGUUCAAGGAAGGCUACGAUCUCUCUAUUGGAACCUCAGAGAGGGGCAGCUCUGUGGACCAGGCCACUCUCCCCUCCUUCAGGCAUGCCCUUGUCGUGUUUGGAGGUCUUGAGGGCUUGGAAGCUGGGGUUGAUGUGGACCCAAACCUGGAGGUCACUGACCCAAGCGUCUUGUUUGACUUCUACCUGAACACUUGUCCCGGCCAAGGCAGCAGAACCAUCCGGACUGAGGAAGCGCUGCUGAUCUCUCUGUCUGCGCUGAGACCCCACAUCGAUAAGGCUGUGAAGACGCCCAGCGACAGCUGAGGGAAGGGAAACCACUGACCUUGCUGUCAGCUGAGGACUGUUUCAGGGAAGCGGCUCUUCAAAGGUGGGGCCAAGACACAGCGGGACGAAAGCUGGCAGUGCCACCAGACCAAGCGUCUGGCUGCUGUUGGGAGCAGCAAGGCUGCACCUUUCUGCCUGCAUGGUCCAGCCAAGGACUCUGCAGCUGCAACAAGGCUGGCAGCAGAGGAGUUCUUGGCAAUUCAGACAUCUGGGGUGAGGAAUAAAGCAGUGUGGAAGCUCA